Molecule: messenger RNA, 1167 nt
Organism: Lolium perenne
Lineage: Eukaryota; Viridiplantae; Streptophyta; Magnoliopsida; Poales; Poaceae
Biological process (GO): regulation of DNA-templated transcription
Molecular function (GO): DNA binding
Source: RefSeq, a predicted model, not a curated record
CAAGCCAAGAAACCGCCUCGCGCCGCCGCCUGCAACACCAACGCCGUCGGCGGCUCCAUGGCCAUGCGGGAGAUGCCUCCCCACGGGCCGGGCGCCGGCGCGGACCACAUCCAGCCGCCGGCGCCGCUCCCACCCGGCGUCUACUUCAGCCCCACCAAGGAGGAGUGCCUGGCGCUCCUCAACCGGUCGAUCGCCGCCGGCCACACCGCGCCGCCCGACGCGCGCGGCUACGUCUUCCGCGCCGACGUCUACGACGAGAGCCCCGACGCGCUGCGUCGGCGCCACCCGCCGGCGAGCACCCGCGAGGGCGACCGCACGUGGUGGUUCUUGGGCCACACGAGGUUCCGGAGCCAGACCUCGCCCGCCAAGCGAGCCGACCGCAGGGUCAGGACCGGCGGGUGCUGGCGCGUGGAGAGCAAGAAGAAGCUCGACGCCGACGGCGUCCAGAGCUGCUUCCGCUUCUACACCGCGGGUACCUGCAAGCUCGCCGACAGGACGCCGUGGCUCAUGCAGGAGUUCACCAGCGCCAUGGACGACGGCGCCGGGCAGCGGGGCGUGCCCGCGCUCUACAGGGUCUACGUCACGCCGCACGCCACCGACGAACAGCUCAGGGACACCUACGGCCAGGACGGCUUAAACAAGACCCCCGACGGGAAAAAGAAGCCCGCCCGAGCCCUCCUCCCGGAGGAGUAUUUCGACGCAAUCGCCGCGCGGCUGCCCCAUGGCGAGAACGUCCAGUUUCCACAGGCGCUGCUGCCGGGGACUGCCCAUGGCGUGGAGAGCGUCCAGUUGCCACAGGCGCUGCUGCCGGGGACUGCCCAUGGCGUGGAGAACAUCCAGCUGCCACAGGCGCUGCUGCCGGGGAGUGCCCAUGGCGAGAACGGCCAGCUGCCACAGGCGCUGCUGCCGGGGACUGCCCAUGGCGAGAACGUCCAGCUGCCACAGGCGCCGCCGCCGUCUCCGGCCAAUCUUCGUCAAUACCGGCAGCAGCAGGAGCAGUAUCUUCGUGAGUAUUACAGCCGCCACCAGCAGCAGAAUCAGCAGGCGCCGUUCUUUGGGGUCCCUCCACCGCUCCCUCUGCCUGUGACGCCGGACUUCCUUAGCGAGCUCGCCGCCGACACGCAAGAGGAGCCGGCGGACACUGUCAUGGAGGACAGGGCCGGUUGA